AUGCCCCCAAAUGCCCGGACCGACGUACCGCGACCUUCACAGUUUGGAAUCAGGGACUUUGAGGAGCUCGUCAUACCGACAGACGAUGGGGAGAAGCUGUCGGCAUUCUAUAUCCGCAGCCCACGCGACGGCCGCAACUCGAAAUGCACAAUUCUCAUGUUCCAUGGGAAUGCUGGCAACAUUGGCCACAGACUACCCAUAGCACGCAUGCUGAUCAACUACGUCGGCUGUAACGUCUUCAUGCUCGAGUACCGUGGUUACGGUCUGUCCACUGGCGAGCCUGACGAGAAGGGUCUCAUGAUCGAUGCGCAAACCGCUCUCGACUACCUGCGCCAAAGAGCCGAGACAUCGAGUCACAAGAUCGUGGUCUAUGGACAAAGCCUGGGAGGGGCGGUGAGCAUUAAACUGGUUUCCAAGAACCAGAAUGCGGGAGACGUCGUCGGCCUCGUGCUCGAGAACACAUUCCUCUCCAUGCGCGCCCUGAUCCCGUCCGUCAUUCCGCCGGCCAAGUACCUCACACUGCUCUGCCAUCAAGUUUGGCCGAGUGAGACUGUUCUGCCGUCAAUCACAGAGGUCCCCAUCCUGUUCAUCAGUGGGCUUCAAGACGAAAUUGUCCCGCCCGUCCACAUGCGGCGUCUUUUCGAGAUCGCCACGACACCAACCAAGAUUUGGAAACCCCUGCCUGGCGGCGACCACAACUCGAGCGUACUGGAGGAGGGCUAUUUCGAGUCCAUCUCCGAGUUUGUCUCCAACGUCGCCGGCACGGAGAAAUGA
Molecule: messenger RNA, 774 nt
Organism: Microdochium trichocladiopsis
Lineage: Eukaryota; Fungi; Ascomycota; Sordariomycetes; Xylariales; Microdochiaceae
Product: BEM46 family protein
Exons: 2
Coding region: 1-774 (257 amino acids)
Cellular component (GO): membrane
Molecular function (GO): palmitoyl-(protein) hydrolase activity
Source: RefSeq, a predicted model, not a curated record